AGCAAGUCCAGAGAGCGACAGAGAGAGAGAGAGAGGCAGAAAUAUGGGUGGUUGGGCAAUUGCAGUUCACGGCGGCGCGGGUGUCGACCCGAAUCUCCCCAUGGAGCGUCAAAAGCAGGCCAAACAACUCCUCACCCGCUGCCUCAAUCUCGGCAUCUCUGCUCUCCGCUCCGAUCUAGCCGCCAUUGAUGUUGUCGAGCUUGUCGUUAGGGAAUUGGAAACCGAUCCUUGCUUCAACUCUGGCCGUGGAUCAGCUCUCACAGCGAAAGGGACGGUUGAGAUGGAAGCCAGCAUCAUGGAUGGACCCAAAAGACGAUGCGGCGCCGUUUCGGGAUUAACUACGGUUAAGAAUCCCGUUUCACUCGCCCGCCUCGUCAUGGACAAAUCACCUCACUCCUACCUCGCCUUCUCCGGCGCCGAAGACUUCGCCCGACAACAGGGCGUUGAGCUCGUGGACAAUGAGUAUUUCAUCACAGAGGAAAAUGUGGGGAUGCUCAAAUUGGCAAAGGAGGCCAACACAAUUUUGUUUGAUUACAGAAUUCCGUUAGGAUCGGAGAGCUGCAGUGCAGGUGUGGAGAGCCCGCUGCACAUGAACGGGCUCCCCAUUAGUGUUUAUGCACCCGAGACCGUUGGUUGUGUGGUGGUGGAUAACCAAGGGCGUUGCGCUGCAGCUACAUCCACCGGUGGGCUAAUGAACAAAAUGACUGGCCGAAUCGGUGACUCACCACUCAUUGGUGCCGGUACCUACGCGUGUGACCUUUGUGGGGUCUCGUGCACAGGUGAGGGCGAGGCAAUCAUACGCGGGACACUCGCGCGUGAGGUGGCGGCAGUGAUGGAGUACAAGGGCCUAGGCCUACAAGAUGCAGUGGAUUUUGUGAUCAAAGAGAGGCUUGAUGAUGGCAAGGCCGGACUCAUAGCUGUGUCUAGCAAAGGUGAAGUAGCUUAUGGGUUUAAUUGUAUGGGGAUGUUUAGGGGGUGUGCCACUGAGGAUGGGUUCAUGGAGGUUGGGAUUUGGGAGUAGAGAGGGACUUUGAAAGUGAAAAAUCUUUCUGGGUUUGCUUUGUUUGGGGCCUUAGAUACUAAAUGAUCUGUAUCUAGGCUUUGCCUUUGAUGUUUGUGUAGGCUAACAUAAGAAAUGCAUGCCUUUCAUUAGGCGUAAUUUUUAGUUGAAUUGGCAUGUAUUUUUCGACUAUCAUUGAAUAAAAAGCCAGAGCAUUUUCAUAA
Molecule: messenger RNA, 1224 nt
Organism: Pyrus x bretschneideri (Chinese white pear)
Lineage: Eukaryota; Viridiplantae; Streptophyta; Magnoliopsida; Rosales; Rosaceae
Product: probable isoaspartyl peptidase/L-asparaginase 2
Exons: 4
Coding region: 44-1021 (325 amino acids)
Molecular function (GO): hydrolase activity
Source: RefSeq, a predicted model, not a curated record